Molecule: messenger RNA, 1368 nt
Organism: Plasmodium yoelii
Lineage: Eukaryota; Apicomplexa; Aconoidasida; Haemosporida; Plasmodiidae
Product: diacylglycerol kinase, putative
Exons: 2
Coding region: 1-1368 (455 amino acids)
Molecular function (GO): ATP-dependent diacylglycerol kinase activity
Source: RefSeq, a predicted model, not a curated record
AUGAAACAUCUUUUUUUAUUCACCAAUCCAAUAUCCGGAGGAAAUCAAGCAUCCAUAUUUACUGAAUUUUCUGCCAAUGAAAUAGUAUACCAGAAACCAGAGAAUUGCCAUUUGCACAUAUACAAUUUAUUAGAAGGCGAGCCUGGUAAAAAUCAAGGUUUUUUAAAACUUAAAAGUGUGAUAGAUAAUAUAGAACGUGAAUCUAAAAAUUAUGUGAAUAAUGAUAAUAUAAAAAGUGAUAUUGAAAAUGAACAAAAUGUUAAUUUGAAUAAUUUUGAAAAUAAACAAGUUCCAAAAAAAGCAUCUCAAAAAAAAAAUAAUAUAUGUAAUAUUGAAAAUAAAAAUAAUUUCGUAAAAUUAUGUCAUGAUGACAUUCCUGUGUAUGUAAUUAUAGCUGGAGGUGAUGGAACUUUAAAUUGGGUUUUAAAAGAAGCAGAAUUAUAUGAUAUAGAUACAAGUAUUUUUGCUAUUUCUAUGAUUCCAUUUGGGACUGGUAAUGAUUUCGCUAAUGCAUUUGGAUGGAAAAAACCAAUUGGAAUGUUAAAACCUAAAGAUACAUUUGGAAUUUUAAAUAAUGUUAUUUCUCAAAUAUUUAAAUCCGAAAUUCUAUAUCAUGAUUAUUGGAAUAUUGAAGUUGUGUUAAAUGAGGAUGGAUAUUUUGAUAAAAUAAAUUCAAAAACAAAACAAAAAGAAACAUUAACCAAAAAUAAUGAUAAUGUAAAAAAUUUAAAAUUCCAUAUGACUAAUUAUUUUAGUAUUGGGAUUGAUUCAAGAAUAGGUCGAGGUUUUGAAAGACACCGUAAAAAUAAUGCAAUAUUAAAUAAAAUGGUAUAUGCUAUUGAAGGGUUUAAAAAAAUAUCAUCUAAAAAAAAUGUACCUAUUAAUUUAGUAAUUGAUAAAAUGACAACUGGGGAUAAUUUUGAAGAUAUUAUAUUUACAACAAAUAAAAAAGAAAAUGCUCCUUUAUUAAACAAAGCUAUGAGUAUUGUAUGUGUUAAUAUACCAUCAUAUUCAUCUGGAAAUGAUAUAUGGAAACAUACAGAUAAACUAGGUUUAAAAUUACCAAAAGAUUAUAAUGCUGAAAAUAAAAAAAAAUAUAAUGAUUUAAGACGUUCACAACAACAAGUUGGAGAUGGAAUAUUAGAAUUCGUUACAUAUCGUUCAGGUGUUGAUUUGGGGCUAGAAUUUGCAUUUAAAGGUCGAGCUUGUAGAAUACAUCAAGGAGAAGGACCAUGGAAAAUAGAUUUUAAAGAAAAUAUCACGGGUGUCUAUUUUCAAGUAGAUGGUGAAUUUUUCUAUAUGACAAAGCCGAAAUAUUUAUCCGUAAAAUAUUAUAAAAAAUUAAAUGUGUUGAAAAAUAAUUCGUAA